Molecule: messenger RNA, 1476 nt
Organism: Erigeron canadensis
Lineage: Eukaryota; Viridiplantae; Streptophyta; Magnoliopsida; Asterales; Asteraceae
Product: E3 ubiquitin-protein ligase SINAT5-like
Exons: 3
Coding region: 231-1244 (337 amino acids)
Biological process (GO): multicellular organism development; ubiquitin-dependent protein catabolic process
Cellular component (GO): cytoplasm
Molecular function (GO): protein binding; ubiquitin protein ligase activity; zinc ion binding
Source: RefSeq, a predicted model, not a curated record
AAGAAAAACUUAUCAAGAAAAGAAAAGCACCUCCCUCCUGUUCAUCUUUCUUCUUCCUUUCCCCUCCCCAUUUCUUCCUGUUUCAUCUUUAAUAUUGGGGAGGGAAAAGAAAAAAGCUUUUCAUAUUUCUGGGUAUUGAUUAUUCAAUUCAAGAAAACCCACAUCAAUAAUCUUUAUUGAUUAAAGAUUCAAUCUUUCUUCUUCUUGUUUGAUUUUGGGGGUUGAAGAAAAUGGAAAUUGAUAACAUUGAAUGCGUUUCAGUAUCUGAUGGAUUAGGAUUAGAUGAUGAAAUCCCACAUCAUAAUAACAAUCGUCAUCAUAAUCAAAAUAAUAAUAAUGUGCCUCAGUUUUCAUCAUCUUUGAAAACACAUCAUCAACAUAAUGUAAAUGUUAAUGUUGUUCCUGCAACAACAAUCAAUCCCACAACAAGUGUUCAUGAGCUUCUUGAAUGCCCUGUUUGUACUAAUUCUAUGUACCCUCCUAUUCAUCAGUGUCAUAACGGACACACAAUUUGUUCCACCUGUAAGACUCGUGUUCACAACAGGUGUCCAACAUGCCGACAAGAGCUAGGCGAUAUAAGGUGUCUUGCAUUAGAAAAAGUGGCCGAAUCACUUGAAUUUCCAUGCAAAUACUUCUCCUUGGGAUGUCCUGGGAUCUUUCCAUACUAUAGCAAGUUGAAACACGAGACAGUCUGCAAUUUUAGGCCAUACAACUGUCCAUACGCUGGAUCGGAGUGCUCUGUUGUUGGAGAUAUCCCUUUUCUAGUUUCUCAUUUGAGGGAUGAUCACAAAGUAGAUAUGCACUCUGGAUACACUUUCAACCAUCGUUAUGUCAAGUCUAAUCCACGUGAAGUUGAAAAUGCCACAUGGAUGCUUACGGUCUUCAACUGCUUUGGACAGUACUUCUGUCUCCACUUUGAAGCGUUCCAGCUCAGCAUGGCACCUGUUUACAUGGCGUUUCUCCGAUUCAUGGGUGAUGAAAAUGAUGCACGAAACUAUCGAUAUAGCUUGGAAGUCGGGGGGAAUGGCAGGAAACUCACAUGGGAAGGCACCCCUCGGAGCAUAAGAGAUGGUCACAGAAAGGUUAGGGACAGCCAUGAUGGGCUGAUUAUACAAAGGAAUAUGGCUCUCUUUUUCUCUGGAGGAGAUAGGAAAGAACUCAAGUUGAGAGUCACGGGCAAGAUAUGGAAAGAAACUCCUAAUGCUGAUGGUAGUAACGUAUGCAUUCCAAACCUAUGUAGUUAACUCACUUGUUUGUUCUGUGGGGACCAACUUCACAUAUCUGUAAUCUCAAUGAAUUGAAGCUAUAGAUGGAUGACCAAAGAAAUUGGUGAAUGGAGGUGGUGUAUUUUUAGUAUUGUGUGGGAAUUUUUAGGGCAGUGAUGCUAUUAGUGUAAAAAUUGUCUUUGUAAUAUAAAGGGAAUUUAUAACAAUUUAGCAUUUCUUCCCUACACCGAGAUGUACGAUUCUGAUAAAA